Rotaria sp. Silwood1 is the source of this 730-nucleotide messenger RNA. Lineage: Eukaryota; Metazoa; Rotifera; Eurotatoria; Philodinida; Philodinidae. The record is from the annotation of a GenBank genome assembly.
AUGUUCAAUGAUAUGACUGAAACAUCAUCGUCUACUGGUAUGUCAAGAAAAACAACAAAAAGUUCAAAAAAAUUACGUUUUAAUAAAGAUACAUGGAAAAUAUUUAUUAAAUUUUUAACAAUGAAUAAUGAAUUUUAUGAAUAUACAACAUUAGAUAUUGAUGCUCAUGAUAAUUUACUUGAUGAUCGAUAUACAAUAAGAACAAGAUUAGGAAAUGCAAAAAUAUCAAAAAAAUGUUCAUAUUCAAAAUUCUUUUUAAAUGAAUAUAAAAUAGCACAACAAUUAAAAGAAUUUAUUGAUUUAAAUGAAUCUAAUAAAUUUUUUCAAGAUAUUCCAUAUUUAUCACCUUUAGGUAAAAUUUAUCUUUUGAUUUUUGAUUUAUAUUCUCAACAUGUUUAAAACGUACUGAUAAAAAUAGAAAUAAAAAUAUUGAUUUCAUAGAAUGAAAAAAAAGAAAUAUAAAGACACAAAAGACUUUAUGAGAUAGUAAAAGUGUAGAAUUCUUAGUUUUUCAACGUAAUUUGUCUGAAUGAAACGGCUUAGAAAAAACUUACUUAUGAUGAUAGAUGAAAUGGGUGUGGGUGUGGGUGUGGAUGUGGGCCUUGUCUUCAUCUACACCCACACCCAUACGCACACACCAUCCACACGCACACGCACACUCACACCCACUCACCCACACCCAUAUGCACACACCACCCACACCCACACCCACACCCACACCCACACCCAC